CCCGCAGUCAGUCUACCUGAGCCAAAUCCAAUUCGAGUAACGACAACCGAGUAACGACAACACCGCAGCGACCAGCAGCAUGAGGGGACUACUGUACGCGGCGUGCGUGUUCGGCCUGUGCGCCUACGCUCUGGGCGCCGCCGAAGAGGCCGCGAAGCCGGCCGAAGACAAGACGGUUGCCGCCGCCGCCGCCGCCGACGACAAGAAGACGGACGACAAGACGCAGGGCAAGAGGAGUCUGUUCGACACGGGCUACGGCUACGGGUCCGGUUACGGUUACGAGUCCGGCGACGACUACCACGGUCACGGUCACGUCAUCUCCAAAACCAUCGUCAAAGAAGUCGCGCACCCGUACCCGGUGCACGUGGAAAAGCACGUGCCGUACCCCGUCAAGGUGCACGUUCCCGUGGACAGGCCGUACCCCGUGCACGUGCCCAAGCCGUACCCGGUGCACGUAGAGAAGCCGGUGCCGUACCCGGUCAAGGUGGCCGUCCCUCAUCCGUACCCGGUCUACAAGGAAGUCCCGUACCCGGUCAAGGUGCCCGUCGACAGGCCGUACCCCGUGCACGUGCCCAAGCCGUACCCGGUCUACGUAGAGAAGCACGUGCCGUACCCUGUGGAGAAACACGUGCCGUACCCGGUCAAGGUGCCCGUCGACCGCCCGUACCCGGUCCACGUACCCGUCGAGAAGCACGUCCCGUACCCGGUGGAGAGGCCCGUGCCCUACCCGGUCAAAGUCCCGGUCGACCGCCCGUACCCGGUCACCGUAGAGAAGCACAUCCCGUACCCCGUGGAGAAGCCGGUGCCGUACCCAGUUGAAAAGCACGUGCCGUACCCGGUCAAGGUUCCAGUCAAAGUCGAGGUUCCGGUGCCGGUGCCGGUCAAACACCACGACUACCAUCAUUACGACAGCCACGACGAGUACGAACACGGCAGCAGUUACUGAGCGGCACAGCCAAGACUCGCCUGUUACCAGAUAUUCUAAAAAAUUUUUAAAAAAAACUAAGAGGUUACCAUCACCUUUAGCGUGUUAAGUACUCCUUAUUUUUCAUUAUUUUGUGUAUAUAUAGACCAUUUGAAUUAUUACAUAUUUUAUAAAAUCAAAACUAAUUUUAAUUUGAAUACCGGAGCGCAAAGCCUUUUCUUUUCGCUCCGACUGUUGCCAAAUAUAAUAUUAUCGUUUUCCAACGAAACGUCAAUAAAUUUGUUUUUUAUGUAAAUAUAAAA
Adelges cooleyi (spruce gall adelgid) is the source of this 1227-nucleotide messenger RNA. RefSeq names its product tetra-peptide repeat homeobox protein 1-like. NCBI's taxonomy places the organism in Eukaryota, Metazoa, Arthropoda, Insecta, Hemiptera, Adelgidae. The transcript has a single exon. The coding region runs from base 80 to 946 and encodes 288 amino acids. The record is from RefSeq and is a predicted model, not a curated record.